AUGCUACAAUUCAACUCCAGUAGUCGUGGUCUAAGUCAGGGGCCGAAGACACCCGAACCUUCAGCCCCUGGCGACGAGUUAAGACUUCCAUCACCACCACGGCCACGAUUGAAACUAAAGAGACGACAUGUAUCUCAGCACCUAAACGCGCCAACCCAGCAGUUUUUGGCGUCGGUCGCGGCAGCGGAUGUGCCAGUUCCAAGUAUCGAAGUAGAGGAGCCCGACAGUAUGGAAAUAUACGAGCACUUAAAUGCGCCAACUUUUUCGCCUCCGAAGACGCCUGCAAUAGAGUUCGCGCCGCCUUCCGAAACAAAGUUUCCCGACUGGUCUGUUGGGUCCGAGUGGAGCUACUCGGAUGUCGAGUCAAGUCCUGAGUACGAGUCUAGCAGGCCAUCAACAGCAUUUUCCACUCAAACUAGUUCUUCGUUGUUCAGUCAAUUCUCGCAUGCUUCCGAGGAUGGCAAUUAUAUGAGCCCAGAGCUUAAGGCUCUAGAAUUCCCUAAACUUGAGUCUGAUACUAAUGUAAAUGUACCGCACAAAGAAAGGUCGCGAAAAGCCCCAUGGACCAAGGCUAUGGACUCGCACCUAUGGUCGACUUACAUGUUAUAUCUACAAGACCCGCGAGUAACACCGAUACGCUUAGGUAGAAGUCGUAUUCCUCCUAAUGGGGUCUGUUUGCGUGUUGCACGCGAGACUAAAAGAAGUUGGAAAGGUUCUAAAGGACAUCUAACAGUGGAUAUGAAAAGUGGAAGCAACACCCCUACCGCAGAGUCCGCCAAACCAUAUAUUGAAUGGCCCCAUACGUGUGCAGCUACCCGAGCUCACCUACGUGAACUUUGUAGGAUGAAGGCCACGGCUAGUCCAGGGCGAUACAUGUCCCGGAGUCCUACACCCUUUCACAAGACGGCUCAUCGUCGCUGGAACCGAAAACCAGUCCCAGCUCAGUCAUCUGCAGCAUUUUCUGCUCGCGAUAUGGCCUUUUCUUUAGCAGUCAGCACUUCGGAUACUAUGAAGCUUGAUGCUCCUCUCGCUCAACUCACAGGUUCCGAAAGUGAACCCUUUCCAGAAUUCACCAAGGAUGCUGAGACUAUCGUUAGACAAGCACUCCCGUCUCCGGAACUUCCCCGUCUCCCAUCUCCGGUCAUGGCUAAGAGCUAUGGCCCAAGCUCAUCAUCCUCCUUUGUUGCUGAUAUAACCCCGCCACGGCAAUCAAAUUCUCUAGGCUCUCGAAAGAUUCUCAAGUCACCUGUUCGUUUAACUAGGUCGCGCUCGGGAACACAAAAGCGGAGGUCAGUUAAGGACGUUGAGGACCUACCGCGAAAGCGACCGAGCCUGGCAGCCGCUUUUUGGAAAGAAGCUUCGGAAAAGGACGAUUGCGGAGAGCCUUCUACUUCAUCAGUUUUGCACACCAUCUCAGCUGCAGCGCCUCAAGACCCAUUUGUGCAACCACGUCGCCUAGGAUCUCCAUUCUCUGGCGCAGGUUCUAGCUACAGUUUCCCUAAUAGACUAUCAGCACCAAUUAAUUUCAAUUUAACAGCUUUACGCCGACCUUUUGCGACUGUACAGCAGCCAAUCAGGGAACGUUCAGAAGCACGAUCGCCAUCUAGACCAUCGUUGGCGUCUCGAUUGGCUUAUCUCGAUCAACGACUAAGAGAAUUACGAAACCGCGGCAGCGAUCGCAGACGUUCUCAAUCACCCCCUUCAUGA
This is a messenger RNA of Daldinia childiae, 1707 nucleotides long. RefSeq lists its product as uncharacterized. Bases 1 to 1707 code for a protein of 568 amino acids. The record is from RefSeq and is a predicted model, not a curated record. The transcript has a single exon. NCBI's taxonomy places the organism in Eukaryota, Fungi, Ascomycota, Sordariomycetes, Xylariales, Hypoxylaceae.